CUGGCUGCGUCUUGGAGAAUUUCAGCACCUUGGACAGAGACGAAGGCUUUCGUGUCCCCGUUGCGCUUCUGCUCUCCUCCAGACCACAGAUGAGCAGCCAUGCAGAAAUCCAUCACGACAGCAGAUCCUUAGCCCAUUUUGCUCAGAAUUGCCUCAUUUACAAGCAGUUUAUGCAGCUCGACUGACGUCAAUGGAGCGGUGUGUGAUGUAUAUAACCAUUGAGCUCCAGGAGCUCCACUCCAGUCUGUCUGCAAACACUCUUCCUUACAAGUACUUUUGAAGCAACAGAAGACGACCGAGAAGCGCGCAGCUGUGUCCAGCAUGAAGCCCGUCCCUUUGGUCCUGCUCAUAACUUCAGUCUUACUGACCACCCACAUCCCGCUGAGCACCUGUCGACCCCGCGACCUGAGCCUCGUGAACAGCCAGCUAGACGACGUGCUGUCAAACGGGGCAGGAGACGACGCUAUGUCCUACCUCGUGGGUGAAAAACUCCUUCAGUAUUUGCAAAGAAACCUCGGAGCGCAGAAGGCAAGCGGUGUCCUGCAUCUCCCGCACUUCCCCGCGGCGCAGCUCCGCUCUCCUCACGAGGACAGCAGCUUAGAAGAGCUCACGGAGUUUUCCAAACGGAACGACGAUCCUCCGAUCUCCAUCGACCUCACCUUCCACCUGCUGAGAAACAUGAUCGAAAUGGCGCGAAACGAGAAUCAAAGGGAACAGGCGGGACUGAACCGCAAAUAUCUAGAUGAGGUUGGGAAGUAGCUGUAGCUCCACGAUGAUGCUUUCAAUCGGCGAGUAAAGAACAAGCUCAAUGCACUCUUUCACACCCCCAAACUCUCGCUUAAGCAUAUGACAUUCACCGAUGCCUCCUGCUGACCCACACUCUUAGAAAUAAAGGUUCUUCAGUGGUUCCUUGCCACUGCAAUGAACCUCCUUCUCGUUCUUGAGUUGGCUGAGGUUCCUUGGAGAUUAAAAAAGGUUCUUCAGAUCAGUCUGUUGGUUUUUGCAUUCCUACACAAAAAAAAAACCAACAACAAAAAAAAAGUUUUUCUAAAAGGUUCACUUGUGGCAUCAGGGUUAUGUUGAACCUUUAUUUUUAAGAGUGGCAUCUAUCUGUUCACCAGCAGAGUUUCUGGUGACCUGCUGCUGUCUCCUUCACCUCUGGACCAUUUUAGAACCAGGAACCACAUGCAAGAGUCACACAACAGACCUACCAGGACCUCAAAAUGCUGCCCACGGCAAAUGAUCAGUCAGGGUGGUUCACAUGUAACCAGAUCUACAAUUGACUUGUGCCCUUUGGGUGUUUACCGUAAUUGGCCUCUUAUUUAGAAAUAAAGGUUCUUUAUUGGCUUCUGUGGUUCCAUGAAGAACGUUUAACAUCCAUGGAACCUUUAUAGUGGUUCUUUAGAUGAUUAAAAUUCUCUUCACACUUAGAACGAAAAGGUUCUUUUUAGAACUGUUCACUGAAAGGUUCU
Molecule: messenger RNA, 1472 nt
Organism: Carassius auratus (goldfish)
Lineage: Eukaryota; Metazoa; Chordata; Actinopteri; Cypriniformes; Cyprinidae
Gene: ucn1
Product: urotensin 1
Exons: 3
Coding region: 322-759 (145 amino acids)
Cellular component (GO): extracellular region
Molecular function (GO): hormone activity
Source: RefSeq, a predicted model, not a curated record